AUGAGCAGCGAAAGUUCAUUAUCCUCCCCGAUCUCUUUUAUCUCUGAGGACUUCUGGGAAGCUGGCUCGGUUGCCCAUGGCCGCCAUGAGACACGACGCCAAGGGGAAUCUCCUCCACCGCCAUGCUCGUCGAGGGUCCAAGAGACGGUGUUAAAGAUUCCAACAACCAGGAGUACGAGCCAAAAACAACGGAAGGGGCAUAAGAAACAGGCCGUGACUGCUAGCCAGAAGUCCGUUGCAGAACAGAAAAUAAAACGCGCUGAACCGCCAUCCUCGGCCCAACCCACCAUCGAGGUUUCCAUUCCUCCCGAGACCACUAAAUUGUCAAACCCCGUGGGUGCCAAGUUCACGAACACAAAACGCGCUGAACAAUAUCGUACUUCGGCAAAAAAGCGUAAGCACCGGUCUCCCGCUGGCCAGUUCACGGGGAGCCCUAGUGAAAAUGAUCCAGGGCGUGGACCAACCUGUUUGCUCAAGGGACAGCACCAACUCCUGAAACGGCAGAAUGAUCUCCUAGUUUUGGAGAAUAGUCGCAUAACCAAGGAGCUAGCAAAGACCCUGAAAGACCUGCGGCACGCGAACAAGAAACUCAACCAGACCCGAAAUCAGUACGAAGAAAUGCUGCGAGCAGGAAUCCUCCCCCCAUCGGAGAAUACCGAGGAGAGAAUAAAUGGAAUUUCAUCUUUCUUCAGUGCCGAGUUGGAGAAGAGGGACAAGGAGGUGAACCACAAGACCGCGCAAAUCAGGGAAUUGGAGAUGCAGCUCGACUCCUCACGACAAUUGAAGCAUGUGCUUCGAGAUCGAACGGAUGGAACCCACCAGUCCAUCCCGAACUUCUGGGAUGAGAUGAAGGUGCUCCAGCAGAAUGUAUCGAACGCGGCAUCCUAUCUCUCCCGCGCCGUGUGCAAGGACAAGCUCCGGCGAUUGGUGAGCUCAGACGCAGACAGCACGGGCCUGAAGGCACUAAUCAAGGAGAGUCUCGCGGACGAUGUACACUUGCUCACUUCCUCUCCCAGGGAGGCACUGCGCGCGACCAUCUUCACUUUCGUGCGGUCGCGCGUCUUCUAUUCCAACUGCUGGGCGGCACUGCACUGCGAGGGCUACAUGCUGAGGGGCUAUCAACAGGUGAUCGAGAAUAGCACCCCCAACGGAACCCUUGAAGUAAUUCACCAGUGCGCCGUUCAGCAUAUGACGGAGAAGGACCAUGUAUACCGAAAGUCGUGGGUCCCCGCUCACGUGCAAGAAGUGCAAGAUGCAUUUAUGAAGAUCUUUGCCCCUGUGCUGGAUCCGACCGAGCCGGAGGGCGUGGAACUGAAUCUUGCAGGGUCCCUCGAGCAGCUACUGACGGACGCGUUCCUCUUUCGUGCGAAAUGCUUCCCUGUCCGGGGGACGCGUUAUGAGCUCGCACAUUUCAAGCCGGGGGAUGUGUUCGAUCCGGACAUCAUGAAAGUGGCGGAGACGGGCGGGCAGUUGGUGCCUAAAUGCCGGGACGAGGGUUUAUAUCGGGUCAGAGUUUGUACACAUGGUGCUAUGAUGCUUCAUCGGGUGGAUGAGACAUCCUUCGGCGUGGAUGCCGUUGAGUCUCUUGGCCAGGCAUUCGCCGAGGGCGGCAUUGCCUCCGCUGCAGAAGGUAGACUGAUCAGUGCCAAAGCGUCAGUUAUUCUGCAAGCCAUCUCAGACAUAGCACAGUGA
Messenger RNA from Aspergillus brunneoviolaceus CBS 621.78, 1692 nucleotides. RefSeq lists its product as uncharacterized. NCBI's taxonomy places the organism in Eukaryota, Fungi, Ascomycota, Eurotiomycetes, Eurotiales, Aspergillaceae. The coding region runs from base 1 to 1692 and encodes 563 amino acids. The record is from RefSeq and is a predicted model, not a curated record. The transcript has 3 exons.